Molecule: messenger RNA, 756 nt
Organism: Magnolia sinica
Lineage: Eukaryota; Viridiplantae; Streptophyta; Magnoliopsida; Magnoliales; Magnoliaceae
Product: probable nucleoside diphosphate kinase 5
Exons: 5
Coding region: 12-536 (174 amino acids)
Biological process (GO): GTP biosynthetic process; UTP biosynthetic process; CTP biosynthetic process
Molecular function (GO): nucleoside diphosphate kinase activity
Source: RefSeq, a predicted model, not a curated record
CGCCAUCUUCGAUGGGGAAGCUAUCACUUCUCCUUCUCGUUGCCAUCUCUCUCCUUCUCAGCUUUCCAACUGAAGCAAGUGUGGAGAAGGAGAAGACAUUGGCAAUUAUAAAACCGGAUGGUUUAUUUGGUGACUAUACAGACAAGAUAAAGACAAUUAUUCUGGAAUCUGGGUUCAUUAUCGUUAGAGAGAUGACGCUUCAACUCAAUGAAAGUGAUGUGGCACUCUUUUAUGCAGAGCAUUCUGGAAGGAGCUUCUUUCCUAGCCUUGUCAAUUACAUGACAAGCGGCCCAGUGUCUAUUAUGGUUCUGGAAAAGGCGAAUGCUAUUGUUGAUUGGCGCAUUUUGAUUGGACCAACGGAUGCAAGAAAAGCCAGGCUAUCACACCUUGGAAGCAUUAGGGCCAUGUGUGGGUCAGAUUUAGAAAGGAAUUGUGUUCAUGGUUCUGAUUCUCCUCAAUCUGCUGCACGGGAGAUUACAUUUUUCUUUGGAGAGAUGUCAUCUGGAGAAAAUGUUGCCGUACAUGAUGAGCUUUAGAAGGUAAAAUAGCGAACACGACACACUGUAUUGACUUGCAUAAACCCAUCUGUUUUUACCCAUCACUAGAUCAUGCCACUCUGCCUGGCACAGUUGCACAAGUGCACUGCCACCUUAUAAACUGAUCACAAUUAUGAAAUUGUAAGGAAAUAGAAAUCAUGGAGCUUGAAACUUGCUUGGUUUGUUAGGCUAGUCUAUAUGAUUUCUUUGUAUCAUCUAA